AUGUCAAGUCAAAACCAGCUGGGCGAGUUGUCCUAUCCGCACUUUGCUAUUAUCUAUAUCGACCGAGAGGGCAAUCUGCGCCAUGAAGCCUCGCGCUCUAUCGCUAAUAACCGUGAAACUAUUUUAUCUCCACGAGUCACCAAUGAGUUUCUCAGAGCCGUGGCGAGGUCAAGAGAUUCUGGCCCGUCACAUUCUCCGUUUGAACCAGGCGCACCAAUUGCGCCUCACCUAAUAUCACCAAGCGAGCAGACUUCUCUCGAGUCUCAAAUAGGCCAUGUGCCUCAUGGCGCAGAAACCCGUGGAGUUGAAGGACACGGUAGAGUGCUGAUGCCUCCGGGGCCUCAAAUCCAACCGACGGUGUGGCCUGGUCAACAGGAAUCUUGGUCCACACAAGCUCAACAGCGCAGAAAAAAGCCCUGGAACGAAGAAUUGAGCCUCAGCAAUCAGAAAGCUACGAUUUCAAUCAGGGAUAAAGACUUCUUGCGCGGUUACUAUGAGAAGGUAUUCCAAAACUUACAACAGACGAACUGCCGAGUCAUCGCCAAAGCCUACGUCAAGCUCGUGGAGCCUCGCAAACAGGUCAACUAUCCCUACAACGGACGGAAAAUAGUUGCUGGCAGAACCCAGCAACUCGAGCCAGAUGCGACCAAGCCGCCGUGGUGGCCGUCCGGAGUGAGCCACCGGGAGCCAGACCAUCUUCCCAAGGCUGAGCGCAUUAGACUCCUAGUUCACGUUCUUUGCGAGUUGCGCGCGAGCAACGGAGUCACCGCCCGAAGACUCAAGGAAGCAGAGCAGCCUAUUCGCCGUCAAAUCUCCCCACCCGAGCGAUUGCAGCUUUUAGAUGAGCUAUACGAUGUUAGAGAAGCGGAAGAAAAGUUCCAAGACGGAGCGACCGACAUGAAAACUACAGUGUCAAUCUUACGAGCCAACCUCCCUGACGCGGUGGAACUCACUGUCAGCCAAGGCGAGCGCAGCAGAAGAACCACACCGACAGAUGAGGAUACUAGUCGACAACCGAGCCAAGAGACCCCAAGUGUACGCAGCGGUCAUUUACGAAGAAGCAACAUCCCACAACCUCUACUAUCAUCCGGUAAUGAAAUGCCGACGAACCUCUCACCGAACCCUCACACCGCCGUUCCAAGUCCCUCGCAAUAUAUUCAACAAGAACUUCCCAUACACCCUAGCUUCGAGCCCACGGCGUCGCCAUCCUCACAAGACCUGAAAAGAAAGCGUCCAUUUGUCGAGGCAGGUCCAUCUUCAAGCACCAGUCCGGCUUCGAUUCCAUACUACUCUCCUGUUUUUGUGGGCUCCCAACCCUUCGUACCGGAGGCAUUCGAAAACAUUCAAGGUCUACAACAGCCAGGAGUCCCCAACACUGGGCAACCAGGGACAGAACAAUUCGCAGAGAACAUGGAGAUCUAUGGGUUCCCUUAUUAUUUUGAUAAUUGA
This is a messenger RNA of Penicillium atrosanguineum, 1449 nucleotides long. RefSeq names its product DUF2841 domain-containing protein. NCBI's taxonomy places the organism in Eukaryota, Fungi, Ascomycota, Eurotiomycetes, Eurotiales, Aspergillaceae. The record is from RefSeq and is a predicted model, not a curated record. Bases 1 to 1449 code for a protein of 482 amino acids. The transcript has 4 exons.